AUGGUUUUCAAAAGGUUUGACUUUCCUGACAUUCAACACAUCAUUGGCUUUGACAUGUUGGAAGAUAUUGACAACUACAGUAUGUUCACCAUCUUGGUGGUACAAGUCAGGCCUAAUGAGAACUCCAUGAUUGGAGAUGAGGAUGGCGAUGACGAUGGAUAUGACAUUUUUGGCCACCAUGGGGGAAGCACCAAUGAUCCAUUCUUCGGCUUUAUGGGACAGUUUGAGAACAUGUUUCACGAGAUGAAUGAGCUCUUCAGGAGAGAUUUCCCUGGACUACCACACUCAGAAUUUCCUUCUAUAACAGGUCUCUAUCUUUCCCACUUCAUCUCCAAUGUUAUGACAAAGCAGAAUGUACUUGAGGCAUGUGGGUCCUUCUGGGGAGGCCCAGGACUACAAGGUGAUCAAGGAUGGAACAGCAAGAGGAGUAUUCGUGACAGGAUGCUGAAGGAUGAACUAGAGGACCAAAUGAGAGGGACUGAAAGGGAAAAGGAAGAUAUGGCCUUGGAUGAGCCUUUAGCUGAAGUGGCCAUCAAUCAACUCUUUUCCAGUGGAUCCCAAGGAGACAGAAGACAAGAACAGGACUAUUACAGGCCUAGGAUUACUGUAACUGGUCCUAUCUCCUCCUCAUCGUAUUCUUACUCCUACUCAUCUCCUGGGUCUUCAGUCUCAGUCAGACGGGUUCAACUUCCAGAUGGUACAGUGGAAGAGGAGAAAGUCAUCCGAGAUAGUUCAGGGAAAGAAGAGAGGGAAUUCAAGCGCAUUCUUCCCAAUUGUGAUGGAAAAACUGAUGUGCCACUCACUGUGGAACCAGACUCAAGACCUUCCAGCUAUAGCCCAAGGGAAAGGACAGAGAUUGUGUCUAGUGGAGAGAAGGACUCUGCUUUCAUGUCACUCUUCCGCAAGUUCUUUGGAUCAGCUUAGAUCUAUCAAGUUUUACUUGGAUCAAGUUGGAAUCACUAAAAAAAUUAUUUUGUCUAGUAGUUCAUGUCAAUUAUGUUUCUGUGCAUACCAACAACAGUGCAUUGUAUUGUUCCUUUCUCACCAAAGAAUGAAAAAGCAUUAUACACAGGCAUCAAUA
This is a messenger RNA of Darwinula stevensoni, 1081 nucleotides long. The record is from the annotation of a GenBank genome assembly. NCBI's taxonomy places the organism in Eukaryota, Metazoa, Arthropoda, Ostracoda, Podocopida, Darwinulidae.